Exserohilum turcica Et28A is the source of this 2025-nucleotide messenger RNA. RefSeq lists its product as uncharacterized. The coding region runs from base 73 to 1833 and encodes 586 amino acids. The transcript has a single exon. Lineage: Eukaryota; Fungi; Ascomycota; Dothideomycetes; Pleosporales; Pleosporaceae. The record is from RefSeq and is a predicted model, not a curated record. Gene Ontology annotation, biological process: positive regulation of gene expression.
GACAAGGACGCCAGGCCAGACGGCGUCCAGAAUGGCCAUGCGCCAGCGCCCGCCGACAAGGAGGCGCCCCCAAUGGGCGCCAACGGAGAGCAUCCCAGGCCGCAAAAGACGGAUACCGCCGGCAGCAAGAAAAAGGGCCCAGAGGGAGGCUUCGACGACACGCCCAUACCGCGCGCUCCGCCGGGCUACACGGUCAAGUUUACGCUGCACCGCGCCAACAAUCUGCCCCUCGCCGACAUCAACACCCUCUCGGCCGAUCCCUUCAUCAUCGCCCAGCUCACGACGGGCCUGCCCACCAGGCACAAGGAAGACCCCCCGCUCACCAUGCGCACGCCCACCAUACGCCAGAGUACCGACCCUGUGUGGAACUGCGAGUGGAUAGUCGCCAAUGUGCCCGCGUCGGGCUUCAACCUCAAGUGCCGCAUCUACGACGAAGACCCCGCCGACCACGACGACCGCCUUGGCAAUGUACACGUUACCGUUCCGGCGAUAAACGAGAACUGGGGAGGCAUACACGACCAGACGUUUCCCAUCAAGAAGCGCAUGAUCAGCAAGCGGGCGUAUAUACUGCGCGCCAUUGCGGUUUGCUUUGGAAAGGCGCACCACAUGAACGGGACACUCAAUGUCAGCGUAGAGGUGUUGGGCAGGACACAGGAUGAGCAUGGCGGGCGCGCAUACACCGUGGGGCCGCAGUUCUGGAUACGCCACUACUCGCCGCUGCUAGGCCGCCUGCUCGGCCAGAAAGAACCCAACGAGGACGGCCAAGUGUCGCGGAGGACCGGCCGGGCAAAACCAGAAAAGUACAACUUCCAGUCCAACCAGAUGCAGCUGCGCGGGCCUGUGCCCGAAGCAAUGUACCACCGCUAUGUCGAGUUUAAGCCGUUUGUCAAGAGCAUGUUUACCGCCCAGGGCGUGCGGGGAUACAUUCUAUCCAAGGCGCUGCACCACCAGCACUCGCGCGUGUACAAUUUCGACCACGCCACCGAGUACAAGUUCAUUUCCGAGCCGUGCAAAGAAUUUACACAAAAAUUCCUCGAGCUCGUGCAUUAUGACCAGGGCGGGCGCAUCUUCACCUACGUCCUGACCCUCGAUGCCCUCUUCCGCUUUACCGAAACGGGCAAGGAGUUUGGUAUUGAUAUGCUGAGCAAGCACACCAUGCACAGCGACGUAGCGCCCUACAUUGCCUUUUCCGGAGAAUUCUUCAUCCGGCGCCUCAAGCACAAGGAUCGCCGCCCACCCGACGAGGGCGGAAACAACGAAUCGCAUCCGCCCUCGGACCUGGACGGCGGGCCCCCGGACGAACCCCCCAAGAAAGACCCUGCAUACUACGAGCUCGUCAUCGACAACGACUCUGGGACCUACCGUCCCAACCCCGCGCUGCUCCCCCAACUCAGAGCCUUUUUCGAAUCAAACUUCCCCGGCCUGCACAUCCGCACCCUCGACUGCCAGGGCGACGCGGAGAAAAUGGCCGCCAUGAAGGAGGAGCAGCGCGAGCGCAAGAAGCGCGAAGGCGAAGCCGUAGUCUACACGCAGAUUUCAAGAAGCAGCUCCAUGAGCAGCAGCGACGUCGAAGAGCUCGAUCGCAUAGAAGACCAGGGCGAAAUGUCGCCCCGCCACCUGCGCCACCAGGUCCAGAGAGAAGCAGGUGCGAGAGUAAACGCUCUAAAGUAUCAUGCAAAGGAGUACCAGGCCAGAGGUAAUAAGCAAUCCGCUGGAGGUGCAGAUGCUGGCGAUUCUGCCGCAACAGCGAAGCCAGUCGGUGAGAGCACUGCUCCUGGUGCUACUGCUCCUGUUACGGGUGCACAAGGGAAAAACCAAGAGGCCCAGACUUAAUAUUUUUGUGUUUUUGUUUUUUGGUUAUGCUGAGCUAUUGACCUACCUGCCUGCCUACUUUAUUCGCUGUCAUCAUCAUCAUCAUCAUCACCAUUAUCAUCAUCGUUUUUUUUUCUUUUUUUUCCGUUGCAUAUGUUUUUUUUUGUUCUUUGUUUUUCAUCUUAUCGUUGUCGCUAUGAACGGGCAACCCUA